CGGGAAGACCACCCACAAGAUGGACUGACGACAUAAAGAGGAUUUGUACCAACUGGAUUGCAGCAGCGUAGGAUAGAUCUGAAUGGAAGUUUUUCGAGGAGGCCUAUGUUCAGCAGUGGACGACUAUGGGCUGAUGAUGAUGUCUAUGCACUCUGUUGUGGUAUAUGCCAGGAAAGAAAAAAAUAUACACUCUCGGUUUUUAGUACGCAUGACCAAAACGGUAUAGAUGAAAGUACUGGCGAAAAAUGUAAACCAGUGAUUGUAUCAGUCUCAGAAUAUAACCGUACCAAAUGUGAUGUUGACGAAAUAUACAAACUCUGUUCUAGUUAAAAUUGUUCAAGAAAUACUCUAAUAAUUGAUGGAUUCGAUGGCUGAAAUUCGAUGGCCCAAAUGGCUGAAACGGGAUAGGAGCACCCAGUACAGAAAACGAGAUAUUAUAGCUGUUUAUCUUAAAGUAUGUCAUUCAGAAUUACAUUAUAGAUUAGAUAAUAUAGAAUUUGACAUCCUAGAUUCUAAAGUAAGAACUGAAGUAGAUAAUAUAAUAGACAAAAAAUUUAAUACACAGUGUAAAAAACUAAAUAAUCUAAUUGGCAAUAGUAAAAAACUUAAUACUCAUACAAGAAAUUUUUCACAUCAUAGUUUUUUCAAUAGAUUUAUAAACUUAACAGAUACUGAAUUCAAUAAUAGUGAGAUAGAACUUUUAGAUAAAGGAUUCAAACACAACUUGCCUCAACAUAAUAAUCAAAAAAAUUUAGAAUAUUGAGGUGUAGAAUGUGAAGUAGUGUUAAACAAAACUGCUAAGAACAUAGAGAAAAGUAUCAUUGCAAAAUCUAUUACCGAUGUAUGUAGUGAAACUAAUAAUUCCUGUUACAAAGAAAACUAAAUAGCCGUUUCAAUUAAAAAUAAAUCAAUAAAACAUGAGAUAAUAUUUACAAAAGCAGACAAAGGUAACGCUACUAUUGCUAUUGACAAAAGAGACUAUAAUAACAAAACAAUAUAAUUUUUAACUAACCAAAACAGUACACCACUAAACAAAGAUCCCACAGAAAAAUACCGAAAACAAAUUAAACUAGCCAUUGAAAAUUCAAAAUCAAUACUAAAUCCAACAGAACAGAAAUACCUUAAUAUUAUGAACCCACAACCUCCUAAAUUAUACUCUUUUAUUAAACUACACAAACCUGACCACCCAAUAAGACCUGUAGUUUCGUUUUAUACAGCUCCGUCAUAUAAACUUAAAAAAAAACUGUCAGAUAUUAUUACAGAAUACACUAAAUUUUCAGCAAAAUGCACCGCAAAAAAAUACACUAGAACUAGUUAAUAAAAUACAACAUUUUCAAUUGCCCAACAACUCCAGACUAAUUUCAUUUGACGUAAAAAAUCUUUUUCCUAAUGAUCCUCCCACAGAAACUUUUGUUUUAGUUAAAAAUCUUUUAGACCAUAAUAGUACAAAUCCGAUCAUUGCAUCUGAAAUUUUACACCUCCUUGAAAUUUACAUAAAUCAAGACCAUUUUGAAUUCAAUAAUCAAAUAUACACAAACAACAGUGCAGGACUGAUUAUGGGUAAUCCUCUAAGCCCAUUACUAUCAGAUAUAUUUAUGAACCAACUUGAAACAACAAUUUCUGAACAUCCCGUAUUUAAACAGUUCUUAUAUUGGUUGAGAUACGUGGAUGAUAUACUAGUAUGCUUUACAGGAACUAACAGACAACUUGACCAAUUUCUAUCAUCCAUUAAUUGACUUCAUAGUAAUAUUGAGUUUACAAUAGAAACAGAACCGAAUAAUUCCAUAAACUUUCUAGAUAUAACGAUUACCAGACUACACAACAAACAUGAGUUCUCCGUAUAUCAUAAACCUACCCAUACUGACACAACUAUACACAAUUCAUCAUCCCAUCCUACACAACACAAAUUAGCAGCCUACCAUAGCAUGAUACAUAGACUGACAGAAAUUCCCAUGACAAAAAAUAACUUCGAGAUAGAACUAAACAUCAUUAAACAAAUAGCAGUAAACAACGGCUAUAACGAACAAACAGUUAACAACAUUUUAAAUCAAAAACUCAAUAAGAAAGCCCUGGAAUUAGUGUAUCCACCACCACAGAAAGAACCCAGAACCUUCUGCUCUCUCACAUAUACUGGCAAGAUAACAACAAAAAUAGCCAGAUACAUAAAAAAGAAAGGAAUAAUACCAGCUUUCAGAACUAACAACAACUUAAGCAAAUAUAUUAAGAACAAUAAAAGCCGAAAAAGAAAGCAACUACAGAGUGGUGUGUACAAACUAACUUGUGGUGACUGUCCGAAAACGUACAUCGGUCAAACUGGCAGAACUUUUGACAAACGGAUAGCAGAACACAAAAGGGCUUUCAACAAUAGAAAUACAGACACUUCUACAUACGCACUUCACCUUCUAGAUCAUAAUCAUUCUUUCAAUGAAAAGUUUCAAAUUCUGCAUAUCCAAAAUAAAGGCCUUAAGCUAUCUUUUUUAGAAUCUAUGGAAAUUAAUAAACUGAAAAAUACAGAUAUAAUUCUGAAUGAACAACUCGAGACAAACAGCUCUCUACUCCUCAACCUCUUCAGUUAGAGACUUAAAAAGGCAAACACAUUGUAAAUUAUAUCACUUGAGAAAGGCACUCUGCCGAAACAGCUGUAGUCCCAUAGUUCUAAAUAAUAAAUUUUGUGGAAGUAUAGAAAACACAA
Molecule: messenger RNA, 2692 nt
Organism: Diabrotica virgifera virgifera (western corn rootworm)
Lineage: Eukaryota; Metazoa; Arthropoda; Insecta; Coleoptera; Chrysomelidae
Exons: 2
Coding region: 1926-2576 (216 amino acids)
Source: RefSeq, a predicted model, not a curated record